AUGGCUCCGUCCCCCUUCGGCUCCGGCAUCGAGACUCUGUCUCGUCUCCAUGUCCGAAGGCUAAGGAGGCCAAUCUCGACUCCCCCGCCGCAACUAUUCGUGUUAGCUUGCUCACCCAAUCGUUAUCUCGCUGGACAAGAUCCCCGAGGCAAGGGUGGUGAUAAGUAUCAGAAGCCCAGCUUCCCGUCUCUCCUCUCGGCGGCGGCUCGAUCCGGAAGCUUGAUGAAGUCGGCAGCGGUAACCUACCCCCUUCGUUACAACACAGACGGAUCCUGGGCUUGGGCCAGCAGAAGAAUGGGCCUCUAA
Molecule: messenger RNA, 306 nt
Organism: Arabis nemorensis
Lineage: Eukaryota; Viridiplantae; Streptophyta; Magnoliopsida; Brassicales; Brassicaceae
Source: the annotation of a GenBank genome assembly